AAUAAUUUUAAAUAUUGCUGGAUGGGGCAGGUUUGUUAGCCACAAAACCUUCACAAAUAUUUCACUUAAUAUUUGUGAGCACUGCAGACAAAACUGGCAAUUUCUGACUAGGAAAAAAUAGCUCUAAAAAUAAUUCAGUAUUGAGAAAGAGGCUUAGCAGUGAGUGGUCUCUGCCUUUCCCGUUCUUAAUAACUAGCCAUUUCUUUGGGUUAGUCACCUCUCUGAUGUCAAACUUGUUUCGUUUUUGUAAAGUUUCAUAAUAUGGUCUCUGUCUUAAGAGAUUGUAAGAAAGAAGAAAUGCCUUGUAUUAGGAAAAGUGAUUCCUAAUCUCUACCAAUUGCCAAGUAGUGUUAGUUUUAUAACAAAAGUGAAUUUUUUAAAAGCCCACAUGUUGGGGAAAUAUAAACAAUGAAUUAAUCAUGAAGUAGAAUAUAUUUGAGUAUCUUUAAAACCUGUUGUAACCAUUAUCUUUGGUUCUCCCUCAGUUUCCACCUACUUAGAUCGGUGUCAGCGUCUGCAACCGUUUCCUCAUGGUUUUAAUCUACAUAGAUUAUUCUCUUCCGCAAACUGUCUGGAGUAAUUUUUUAUGUGAAACUUCUUAAUCCAGGCCAAUUCUCUCACAUUGACUUUUAACAUUUACAUUUUAAUUUUGUUUCAUGAUGCGCCUUUGCAAAUAACAAUUGAUUAUUUUGUUAAAUCUUAUUUAUUAUAAAGUAAUUGGAAAAUAGAUGAGUGCAAAUAAGAAAAAUAUAAAUAUUUUGUACUUUAAAUAUUUCUGUAUGCAUAUAUGUGUAUUUUUCCUAAAACUGAGAUCAGAUGGUAUUUUCAUUUAACUCAGACAUUCCCAUAUCAUUAAAUAUUCUUUGAAAAAUAUUUUUAAUAGCUGCUUAACAUUUCACCAUGUAACUAUCAUAUUUUAAAUUUUUUCUGUUGUCACAUAUGUGGGAUGUUUCUGGUUUUGCUAGUGUAUAUUUCACUACAGACAAUAUCCUUUUACAUAAAUCUUUGAAAUUUCCCCCCCUUGGAUUUGUAGAAGAGGAAUUACUGGGCCAAAGAGUCUGUUUUUGUUGUUUGUUUGUAUGUGUGUUUUUUAAGGCUCUUAUGUCAUCACCAAAUUACUUUACAGAAUGUUGUAUUGAUUUACACUGAUCUAGUGGUAUGUGUGUGCCUCCCAUUAUGUCUUUGUUUAUCACCUAGUAUUAGGCUUUAAAACUAAAAACCUUGCUUUAAUUUGCAUUUUAAAUUUUUUCACUCUAAUCUGUGAUGUAUCUGUUUUAUAUUUUAACUUAUUGUUAAGUGCUUGAGAGAAAGAAAUAAUAUUUCAUGUUUGACAUGCUGCAGAUCACUUAGUGGGUGCUCAAUAAAUACUUGCCAGUGGGUUAAUAUUUAUCUUUUUUAUCUGUGGAAGAUCAGGAAAUUGUCUUUUGCUUUUUGUUUUACUCAGUUUACUAGUACAUUGUUAGUAAUAUACUAUUAUUGUUGGAUUCAUAACUUCUACUACUUUUUCAUUCAGGUGAGGUCUCAGUGAUCUGAUCACAGUUGUCUACCAAAAGGUCAAUUAACUUCUCACAGCCCCACUGCUGCAUUAUCCAAGAACUUCAUCCAAUUUUGAUGCCAUUUAUCAUGAUACCUUAGAUGAUUUCAUUUCUUUUACUCAUUCAUCUGUCUUCUAUGGAAUUAACGUAAAGGUUUCACUGAUCAAUGUAGUUUCACUUGUAGCUUUUACUGUGUUUGACAAAAAAUGAUGCCUGCUAUCUGAAGUUCCUUUAUUAUUGAGAUUGUUCUUGGUAGCUCACUUCUUAUUGCCUAUAGGAUCCUUUAUGCUCUUUAAUCUACCACAUAAAUCUUAUAAAUAAUACGUAAUCCUUGUUUUCGUGAUGUUUGUCAUGUAUUCAGAUAAUCUUUCCAUACCCUUAUUUUGUCUAUAUAGUAUUAGAUGGUAGUUGAAGGAGGCAGAGAGCUGCUUUCUUCAGGUAUAGAAUUGUGCUUAGGGUUGUUUACUGAUUGGGUUCAUCAAGAUACAAACAAAGUAAAGGGGCUGCUUGCAACAGGAGUGACAGUUAUUGGGCAAUUAGCAACUAAUUUACUAAUUUUAAAGCAUAUCUCUUAUAUCUCUAUCCUUAAAGCUGAUACUGCAUUAUGGUACUUUAAUGGAAUAAUUUACAUCAUGAUGACCCUGAAUCAUAAAUACAAUCUUACAUUACUUUUAGUAUGUUCCAUUUAGAAAGGCAAGGAAGAUAUAUAAUUUCCAAGAGAUUUCUACCUUUCUUUUUCUUUUAAAUGUUGUUUUAUAGGGACUUUUCACUGAAUUGUCUUUCUUAUUCCCUAAUCAUGUGGGAUAAACACCCAGCAAAUGUUAAUAAAAAUGGUACUAUUAAACUUGCCAGUAGAUAGUCUAUAAUAAAAAUCCAAAGACUAUUCAUAAUGGAAAUUUGAAAUACUCGAUGUUAUUUUUAGGUUCUUAGAAACAUUUCUAUAUGGACGUGAAAAUUCAUUAAUAAUAUUGAGACUUUGUUAAUAUUUUAAAACUUUUUGUUUAUUUUAUAUAAUAUUGAGGCUUUGUUUCCAGUCCAAGACAAUUCUCAAGUGUGUUAUUUUUAUUUAAACAAAUUUUUAUUCAGCAGUAGGUCAUUAAUCAGUGUUUAUUCAUGUGAAGUUAAAUUGAAGCCAAAGUAUGUAGACUGAGCAAAUGUGAUAGUGUAUUUCUACAUGUAGAUUUUUGGAUCCAAAUCGAUAUACACAGAAAAAAAUGACUUCAUUUAUAUUCCUAUGAGUCAUGCACUUACAAGUGAAAAGUAAUAAUUCUGCUUGAAGUAUGAUCUGUUUGAUGUGAUAUGUAGCCACCCAAGUGGCUUUAUCUUUAAUUAAAUUCCUUUAGUCUUCAAAGAGAAUUCCUUUUUAGGCAUAGUUUUCAAAGUGGAAGAAGUUCUUGCUUAUAAAACAUCAUUGAAUAUAAAGUACUGAGCUGACUGAAUCCUAGUCAUGCCGAUUACUGCAGUGUUUACUGCAGUAAAUUGAGAAUUCCUAUAAAAUGGCAUGAAGAAAUCUUGAAAACAACACUGUAUUUUGUAUUCCUACUUUCCAUUAAUUCCUGUAUUUUUGAGGAAUAAAACUGUACCAGUAUGGGCUCAUUCUUUUUUUGUUUAUUUGUUUAAUUGGACUUUUCCCUACUACAAUUCUGUAAUUUUGAGUCCUCAUAUAUUUUUUAUUUAUUUAUUUUUAAAUUUUUGUAGAGACAGUGUCUCUCUGUCACCCAGGCUGAAAUGCAGUGGCACGACUGUACUCCUCUAGUCUCCUUAUAGUCUAGUGAUAAUGUUUAAAAACUUCUCAUAUUUUGCUAAAAGAAUUUGUCUUUUUUCUACUCUUUCUUUCUGUAAUUAGCCUAGGUUAGCUAUAUGAAACAUUUAGGUCACAAGUGUGGAAAUAAUUUAUUAUUUGACCCUACUUCAGGGUUCUCUCUCUCAAAAUACUGUUGGUAGUCUUUUCACUUUAUUUUAGCGUUAAGUAUAAAUUUGCUGUCUUUCUGAUACUUUUUUCCUAGUUUGUUUCUUUGCUCUGCAUUUAAGAGAGCUGGGAUUAUCCAGAUUCCAGUUAAAAGAAUAAAUUUAAUGUUCAGGGGCAGAUUUGGAUAGGAUAUUUUCCAUGGCAUAUAUGGAAUAUAUGUAUGCAUUCUAGAAUAUAAAUCAGAAUCUGGAGCAGUAUUUUAGGGGAUAGGAAUUCAGAUUUGGCCUUUAAUCUUUAAUGCACAUUUUCAGGAGGAAGAGUGGUUCUUAUAUAGAUUAUCAGUUUCAACUCUGAGCGUUGAGAUUAGAUUAGCAAUUUUUUUAUUUUUCUUUAGAAAGUUUUUCAAAAAUUAUUUGAAAUAUGUGACCUAUGUAUUAAUUUGUAAAAGUCUGAUUAUUAACUGUCUAGGCCAACUCAGUAACUAUUGACUUGGUAAUUAUCUCACUGUGUACAUGCACCUUUUGAGGAUGAUGGCUUUUACUUUUUUUCAUGAUGUCCAAGGGAUCAGAUUGCAUUUAAUUAAUGCUAAAUUCAUAAAUAUGUAUGGUUUAUAAAUCUUAAAAAAUAUAGAUUAAACUCCUAAUGGGAAGUCUGGAGACAACAGGGCAAGACCUUUUAUUUGUAGUACAGUAGUCCAUCUUUAUUUUUGGGGUAUAUGUUUCAGAUCCCCAGUGGUACCUGAAAUCUCAGACAGUACUUAACCCUAUAUAUACUUUACUUUUUUCUAACCAUACAUAUGAUCAAGUUGAAUUUAUAAAUUAGGCAUAGUAAAAGAUCAGCAACAACAGUAGUGGAACAGUUAUAACUAUACAUAAAAGUUAUGUGAAUGGGCUCUUCUUGCUCGCUCUCAAAAUAUCUUACCGUACUGUAUUCACCUGUUUUUGGACUGCAGUUGACCACAGGUUACUGGAACCAUGGAAGUGAAACGGCUGUGAAGGGGAGACUACUGUUACACAAUUUCAGAACAACGAAUAGUAACUCAUGCUUUCCUUAAUUCACAAUGAACAUUCUUUGGAUUAAAUUGCAGACCCAAAAUUAGAAUUUAUGGUAUAGAGUUAACUUUACAGUCUACCUAUUGUUUUUAUCAGAUUAACUUAAUUUUAUUUAUAAUAAUUUCAGAGCAACUAAUAGCAACUAAUGCCUUCAUUCACAGUGAUUGUUCUUUGGAUUAAAUUGUAGUCUAAAAAUUAGAAUUUAUGGUGUAGAUUUAACUUUACAAUUCCCCCUUGUUUUUAUUAGAUUAAUUUUAUUUAUAACAAAUUUAGUAUAACCAAAAACAAAAAAAAUUGAUUCUUUCUAGUUUUAAAAAAUGUUUAUUAUUUAAAGACAUAAGCUUUGUCUUGUGUUACUGAAAUUCUCUCUGGUGUUUUCUAAUAAGACUUCUUAAAAAAACUGGAGAUACACUGAGUUUGGAAUUGCUUACUGGAGGAUUAUUUACUUGAUAGACUAUCUGUAGCAGUUUUAUAAGAGACUGGGUUUUGUUUUGUUUUGCCAUCCAUAACAUUUCUGGGCUGCUGAUGUGCUAAGGAAUUUUUUUUGUUUUUUUGGGUUUUUUUUAGUAAAAUUGGAAUGUAAGUUGAAAAUUGUGUUGUAAAAACGUAAAAGUAUCCCAGCACUUUGGGAGGCCAAGGUGGGCAGAUCACGAGGUCAGGAGUUCGAGACCAGCCUGGCCAACAUAGUGAAACCCUGUCUCUACUAAAGAUACAAAAAAUUAGCUGGGCAUAGUGGCAUGCACCUGUAAUCCCAGCUACUUGGGAGGCUGGGGCAGGAGAAUUGCUUGAACCCAGGAGGCGGAAAUUGCAGUGAGCUGAGAUUGUGCCAUUGCACUCCAGCCUAGGUGGCGGGGUGAGACUCCGUCUCAAAAAAAAAAAAAAAAAAAAGAGAAAAAAAUAAAAGUAAAAUUUAUACCCAAGAAACAUAGUUGGUUUUUGGAUUAUCUAGAACUGUUUCCUAUGGACAGAAUCAAGAUUAUGUAUCUAGUUGCUUUCUUUGAAAGAGGACUGAUAUAUUUUCAUAACUUAGUUUUGCUUUUUAAAUUCUGUAAGUUUGAUAUUUUUGUUUCUGUGUGUUGUGACAAAAAGUUUAAUUCUUUUUUCCAGUUUUCUUCCUUCUAGGUUCUUUGAAGUUCUGCAUUAUUAGACUAAAUUCUUUUAGAAAAGGGACCUCUUGUUCCUAAGUAUCUUGGGUGUAUAUGAAAGAAAUAAUCAUCAGAGAUGAUGGUGGUGCCUAGAGUAAUAUAAUAAAGUAUUUUAGUAGUUGUAAAGACAUUUCUUAGAUUUAGCAAGGAUCCAAAUACUCCUGCCCAAUUAUGUGUAUAAUUGGAAACCUAAAUAAUUAGAAACUGAAUAUUUAUAGGAAGAUCCAGGUGCUUUUUCGAAAGCUAUUUGAGGAUUUAUUUUCCAUAAACUUUCCGCAUAGACUAGAAUACUAUAGGUGCCUAAAAAUAUCAAACAAUAGAUUUGGCCAAAAAAUUGGAGGACUGAAAUAUAGUGGUCGAUAGUUGAUCCCUGGUUACAAGACUUGGCAGACAUACAGAGGAAUAGAAAAUAUCUUAUCAAGAUGUUUAUGUAUUGAUUACAUGUUGAUAUAUGAUACUUUAUAUAUAAGAUGACAUUAAAUUUAAUUUUUCAUGUUUCUUUACUUUUAAAAAUAUGUCUAGUAGUAGCAAGUUUAAAAUUACAUAUGUAGCCACUUCAUAUUUCUAUUGGACAGUUACAUGCUAUACUAAUGUUUCCUAAUUUUUUUGCCUUGAAACUCCUUCACAAUAAAAUAUAUCUCAUGAACCUUCUUCCUUGAAAUUUUAAAAUAAUUUUACCAUUUUGGAUAGUAUUUGUUCAAGAAAUAUUUAUUAUGAGCCUGCUAUGUGCCAUAAAAUAUUCUAGAAUACCAUGAUGAGUGAACACAAAACACCUGCCUUCAUGUAGCUUUUGAUCUAUUUGGGGAAAGUAUGUGAUGAAGUAAUUUCUAGUAAAAAUUUUUAAAUGGACCAUUUGUUGUAAGUAUACUAUUGUAUAUAAAAUUUCAUGUAAUAUAAUUUUAUAUAGUGUUUCAUUUAUUAAGUGAUAGUUUGGUUUCUCUGAGCUUCCUGGAUAUGUGGUUUGGUGUCUGACAUUAAUUUGGAGAAAUUCUUAGUCAUUAUUGUUUCAAUUAUUUUUUCUUUUCUUUUUAUCUUCUCCUUCUGGUAUUCCCAUUAUGCAUAUGUUGCACCAUUUGUAAUUGUCCCACAGUUCUUGGUUGGAUAUUCUCUUCUUCCUCAAACCCCCUGCCAUCUUUGUUCUCUUUCCUUUUUAGUUUUGGAGGUUUCUAUUGCUGUAUCUUCAACCUUAGUGCUACUUUUUUCCACCACAUCCAGUCUACUCCUAAGCCCGUCAAAGACAUUUCUGUUGCAGUGUUUUUGAUUUCUAGCAUUUCAUUUUUAUUCUCUUUUUAGAAUUUCCAUCUCUCUUGUUACAUUACCUGUCAUUUGUUGCAUGUUGUCUGUUUUUUCCAUUAGAGGCCUUAGCAUAUUAAUCAUAGUUGUUUUAAAUUCCUGGUCUGGUAAUUCCAACAUUCCUGCCAUAUCUAAAUCUGGUUCUGAUGCUUGCUGUCUCUUCAAACUAUGUUGUUUGCCCUUUAGUGUGCCUUGUCGUUUUCUCUUGAAAGCUGAACAUGAUGUGCUGAGUAAAAGAAACUCUAGUGAAUACGCUUUUAAUAAGAUGUAAGGAUAGAAAAGAUGUUCCAAAUUCCAAUGAUAAGGUCUGUCUUUCAAUGAGCCUGUGCCCUGGGCUGUGAACUUCACUAGUGCUUCUCAGUUUUUCGUCUGCUGAGGGAGGAUAGAAUGGCUAGAGGCUGCUGGAGUUGGAUAUUUAGUUAACAUGUAACCUUUUAAAAGCAAGACUUCUCAAUACAUUCCUUAAAAAGUAAUAUUGACUUUGCUAUCUUCAUCUUGCUUGACCUCUUUAGCAUUUGACAGAACUGACCAUGUUAUACACUUCUAAACACGUUGGUAUCUUGAUUUCAUACACUUCUGGAUUUCCUCCUAUCUCACUGAUGAUCUUUUCAGUUUUCUUUUAGGGCCCUUCCUCUUUUAUAGCUCCUCUUCGUUUGCUCAAGUAAAUGUGAGUAAACCCUCACGUUUUGUCCUGGGCUCCUUUCUCUUUGCUUAUACCCACUCCCUAGGGUAAAUACUAUUUAUAUGCUAGUGACUCUGUAAAAUAAUCUCUCUAAUUAUGAAUUCUUGCUUGAACUCCAGACUUGUUUUUAUAGUUGAUUCCACUUGAAUGUUUAAAAGACACUUAAAAAGUAACAUAUCCAAAGCAGAAAUUUUUAUUUUUUUCUUCUUCAACUUUCUUUCUCCCCGAGUCUGCUCCCUUUCAGAAAAUAGCACCACUGACCACCCAGUUGCUCAAGCCAAAAACCUAGGAGUCAUCCUUGAUUCCUUCCUUUCCCUUAAUUCCUGUUAAGUCUUUGUCAAACGUUGUUGACUCUGUCUUGAAACAUGUUCUUUAAUUUUUAAAUUUUUAUUGAUAUAUAUAUAUAUAUACCUGAGCCACUAAAUUUGGGGGUAAUAUAUUAUACAGUAAUAAAUAAUGAAUACACUUGGAUAUGAAGACCAAUUCUUCAUAUCAGUUGGAUACAUCUAAUUAGUCUUGGAUAAAAAUAUAUGUGUGUAUAUAUAUAUAUAUAUAUAUUUUUUUUUAAAUAGAGACAGGGUCUCACCAUAUUACGCAGGCUGGUCUCAAACUCCUGGGCUCAAGUGAUCCUCCUGCCUUGGCCUCCCAAAAUACUAGGUUCACAGGCAUGAGCCACCAUGCAUACCCAUCAUCUACCCCAUAAAUAUAUACACCAUCUUUGUACCCACAAACAUUAAAAUAAAAAUUUUUUAAAAGAAUUUUUAUGCUUUUCAAAUCAGUAUUCCUCCUUACUCAUUUUGCCUUGAACAAAUUGUCUACUAUCUGUAUAAAUGAAAUAAUACCUAAAAAAAAAUAAAACUUAAAGCUAUGUCAUGGUCAAAACCACUAUUCAGCAUUAAUCUGAAUGAUAAACUCAGUGACUUUCAGUAAUAUGUACAUCUAAUUUCUAUGAACUCUUGAACACAUUAUCUUCUGAAUGUAUAUGUCAGAGGUUCCCAACAGUUCUAUUUUAAAUAAUUAUUUUAAAAAGUUUAUUUAGUAUUUAAUUUUUAGGAAGUCCAAUUUAGCAGCUUUUUGUGAAUAAUGCUUUUGGUGUCAUAUCUAAAAAAAGCUUUGCCUAAAGCAGUGUCACAAACAUUUUUUCUAAUUUUUUUUCUGGAAGUUGUAUAGUUACAGGUUUUACAUUUAGGCUCAUGAUUCAUUCUGAUAGGUCUGACCAUUUUUAUAUAAGGUAUGAAAUAUGUAUUCAGUUUCAUUUUUUUUUCCCUAUGGAUGUCCAGUUAGUUUAGAGUGAUAUGAUUUAAGAAACAAGGCUUUCUACAUUUAAUUGCCUUGGUAUCUUUGUCAAAAUAAUCAGCCCAGGCGCAGUGGCUCACCCCUGUAAUCCUAGCCCUUUGGGAGGCCGAGGUAGGCGGAUCACCUGAGGUCAGGAGUUUAAGACCAGCCUGGCCAACAUGGUGAAACCCCAUAUCUACAAAAAUACAAAAAUUAGCCGGGCAUGAUGGCAGCUACCUGUAAUCCCAGCUACUUGGGAGACUGAGGCGGGAGAAUCACUUGAACCUGGGAGGCAGAGGUUGCGGUGAGCCAAGAUCAUGCCAUUGCACUCCAGCCUGGGCGACAGAGUGAAACUCCAUCUCAAAAAAAAAAAAAAAAAAAAUUGGCCGUAUGUGCAUGGUUCUGUUCCUGAGCUCUGGUCUUUCCAUUUAUGUGUUCAUCCUUUUGCUAAUGCCACGCUGUCUUGUCUACUAGAAAUUGGUAAGUUGUGUGAAUCCUUCAACUUUGUUCUUUUCCAAAUUGUUUUGGCUAUUCUGGUUCCUUUAACUUUCAUAUAAAUCUUUGAAUUAGCUUGUAGAUAUCAGCAAAAUGUCCUGCCAAGAUUUUGUGUCUAAACUUGUAAAUCAGUUUGAGGAGAAUUAGCAUCAUAACAAUAUUGAAUAGUUUUAUCUGUGAACAUAGUGUAAUGCACUAUUUAGGUCUUGAUAUUUUUAUGGGUGUUUUGUAUUUUUCAGUAUAAAGAUCAUGUGCAUCAUCUUUUGUUUAGAUUUAUACCAAAGCAUUUUUGCAGGUGUUGGAAUUAUUAUUGUUUAAAAAUUUCUAUUUCUAGUUUUUCAUUUCUAGCAUACAGAAAUAUAAAUGAGUUUUGUAUGUUGACCUUGUGUUUGCUGCCUUAUUAAAUUCAUUAGUCAAGGAGUUCGAUCCCUUGGGGUUUUCUAUGUAGAAAAUCAUGUCAUCUGUGAAUAGAGACGGUUUUACUUACUUUCUAAUCUCUGCUUUUUAUUUUUUUUUUCUUGCUCUACAGCACUAACUAGGUCCUCCAGUACAACAUUGAAUAUGAGUGGUGAGAAAUGUCUACCUUGCCUCAUUCCCAGUCUUAGGGCAGAAACAUUCAGUCUUUCACCAUUAAUUAUGAUGUGAGCUAUAGGCAUUUGUGUAGAUGCUUUUUAUCAGAUUAAAGACAUUCCCUCUCCUUCCUAAUUUGCUGAGUUUUUCUCAUGAAUGGAUAUUGAAUUUUGUCAAAUGCUUUUUCUCCAUUUAUUGACAUCAUAUGGUUUCUCUUUAGUCUGUUGAUAUGGUGAAUUUUAGUUAUUGUUUUCUUUUUUUUUGAGAUGGAGUCUUGCUCAGUCGCCCAGGCUGGAGUGCAGUGGUGCGAUCUCGGCUCACUGCGAGUUCCACCUCCCGGGUUCUCACCAUGCUCCUGCCUCACCCUCCUGAGUAGCUGGGACUACAGGCGCCCACCACCACACUCAGCUAUUUUUUUGUAUUUUUAGUAGAGACAGGGUUUCACCAUUUUAGCCAGGAUGGUCUCGAUUUCCUGACCUUGUGAUCUGCCCGCCUCGGCCUCCCAGAGUGCUGGGAUUACAGGCGUGAGCCAUCGCGACGGGCCUGUUGUUUUCUUUAAUGUGGAACCAGUCUUGUAUUCAUGAAAUAAGCCAUACUUGAACAUAGUAUCCUUUCUAUAUAUUGUUGUUUUGUACAUUUAAAAAAUAGUAAUUGAAAUAAGUGUUGUUACUACUUGUGAGUACCAAAAUCCUGAAAUGCCUUUAAAUAUCAUGAUCAAUUCAUUUAUGAAUUUAGUCAACAAAUACAUGAUAAUUACUGUGUGCCAGGCAUUAUUCUAGUGCUGGAGAUUAGAACAUUGAGUUCUUGCGCUUAAACUACAUUCUUUCCUAGAAUGUAAUAUAAUGUCAGGUAGCAAUAGUGCUAUGAAGAGCAAUAAAGCAGUGUAAGGGAAUGGAGAGUCAUGAACCCAGAGGCUGAAGCUAUUUAAAAUACAUUGGUCGGGGAAGGACUCUGAUGAGGUGACUUUAGAGCAGAAACAAAUGAAGUGAGGGAGCCAGCCAUCUUAUUUGUAAAAAAUUGUUUCAGGCUGAGAGAAUAGCAAACACAAAGUCACUGUGUCAAGAGACUUGCUUGGUGUGUUUCAAAUACAGCAUAGAGGCCAGUGUUUCUGGAGUGCAGUAAUACAUGGAAAGAGUUGUAGAAGGCAAAGUAGUCAGGAACCUGAUAUCAAUUUUGUAGGCUAUAGUAAGGACAACUUUGGAUUUUAAAUAUACUGGCAACCACUCAUUUUCUCACCAGGUUAUUUGUUGCGCAUCUUCUGUAUGUCAGAUAGAUUUGCAUGUUGAGGAUACAGUAGUUAACAAAACUGUUCAAAAAUCCAAGCCUUUGUAGAGCUUAGAAGUGUUAGUGAUAAGUGUAGUUGUUUAUAUAAUAUGGAGGUCGUCAGAAGUGGUAGUUUAGAAUAUUCAGUUGGGAAAGAUUGUUAUAUAAAAUGAUUAUAUAUCUAGAUAAUUUAAAUAAUUGGAAGAAAUGUACUUAUAUUUUAUGCUAAAACUAUACUGAACAUAAUUUAAUCUUUUUUAUUUAUAGGAAACAGCUAUUUUCAUUAGUUUCUUUUGGUUGCAAAGUAGAGAGACUUAUUUAGGCUAGGUUUUUUUUGUUUUUUUUUUUUUUAAUAAGGAUACACUUGAGAAUAGAAUACAGAAGGACUUAAUGGAAAUCCCUGAAUAAGAAGCUAUGAUAUGUCCCGGCCUUUCAUAGACUAGAGCUUAAAAGUCUUCAUAUCCAAGUGUAUUCAUUAUUUAUUACUGUGUAAUAUAUUACCCCCAAAUUUAGUGGCUUAAAUUACGUGUUAUUUCAUAAUUGCUAUGGGUCAAGAAUAUAGGCAUGUAAGCUUAGCUGGGUGCCUCUGGCUCAAGGUCUCUCAUAAGGCUGUUGUUAAUCAAGGUGUUGGCUAGAGCAACAGUCAUCUAAAGGCAUUACUGGGAAGGAUCUGUUUCUCAGAUUACUCACAUGGCUGUUAGCAGGCCUCAGAGUCUUUGCUGUAUGUUGGUUGGAGACAUCAUUUCUAUACCUCGUGGGUCUUUCUAGCUCAUAACAUGGCAGCUGGCUUCCCUGAAUAAGAGAGCGUGGCCAGAUGGAAGCCACAGUCUCUUUGUUACCUAAUCUCAGAAGUCAUCUCAUCACCUCUGCUACAUUUUCAUUAAAAGUUUCCAAUACUUAUCUACAGGAAUCGCCAUGACCCCAGCUCUGAGGGAGGCAACAGCAAAGGGUAUCAGCUUUUUAUCUUUGCCAAGUACCAUGGAGUCUGACAAGAUGCUCUACGUGGAAAGUCCAAGAACUGUAGAUGAAAAGCUAAAGGGAGACACCUUUUCUCAGAUGCUUGGAUUUCCAACUCCCGAACCUACUCUUAAUACUAAUUUUGUGAAUUUAAAACAUUUUGGCUCCCCUCAGUCUUCAAAACAUUACCAGACUGUUUUUUUAAUGAGAUCUAAUUCUACAUUAAAUAAACACAAUGAGAAUUAUAAACAAAAGAAAUUAGGGGAGCCCAGUUGCAAUAAGCUGAAAAACAUACUGUAUAAUGGCAGCAACAUUCAGCUCAGUAAAAUCUGUCUUUCUCAUUCUGAAGAGUUCAUCAAAAAGGAACCUCUAUCAGAUACCACGAGCCAGUGCAUGAAAGAUGUACAAAUUAUUUUGGAUUCAAAUAUAACCAAAGACACUAAUGUAGAUAAAGUACAGCUACAAAACUGUAAAUGGUAUCAAGAGAAUGCACUUUUGGAUAAAGUUACUGAUGCUGAGAUUAAAAAGGGUUUAUUGCACUGUACUCAAAAGAAAAUUGUACCUGGCCACUCAAAUGUGCCUAUUAGUUCUUCAGCUGCUGAAAAGGAGGAGGAAGUAAAUGCUCGUUUACUUCAUUGUGUAAGCAAACAGAAAAUUUUACUUAGCCAGGCUAGAAGAACUCAGAAACAUUUGCAGAUGCUCCUGGCAAAGCAUGUUGUUAAGCACUAUGGUCAGCAGAUGAAAUUGUCUAUGAAACAUCAACUCCCCAAAAUGAAGACAUUUCAUGAACCUACCACAAUUUUGGGUAACAGUUUACCUAAAUGCACUGAAAUUAACCCAGAAGUUAACACAUUGACUGCAGAGAAUAAAUUGUGGGAUGAUGCAAAAAAUGGCUUUGCACAGUGUACAGCUGCGGAAAUCCAAAGAUUUGCAUUUUCUGCUACAGGGCUGUUGUCUCAUGUUGAAGAGGGUUUGGAUUCCGAUGCAACUGAUAGCAGCUCUGAUGACGAUUUGGAUGAAUAUACCCUUAGAAAAAAUGUGGCAGUUAACUGUAGUACUGAAUGGAAGUGGCUUGUAGACAGAGCACGAGUUGGCAGCCGAUGGACUUGGCUUCAAGCCCAGAUUUCAGACCUAGAAUGCAAAAUCCAACAACUAACAGACAUUCACAGGCAAAUUCGUGCCUCCAAGGGGAUAGUGGUCCUAGAAGAAUGUCAACUUCCAAAAGAUAUUUUGAAAAAACAAAUACAAUUUGCAGACCAAGCAGCUUCACUAAACAUUCUAGGGAAUCCUCAGGUUCCCCAAGAGUGUCAAGAUCCUGUACCGGAACAAGAUUUCGAAAUGUCACCAAGCAGCCCUACUUUACUUCUUCGAAACAUCGAAAAACAGAGUGCACAGUUGACUGAGAUCAUCAACAGUUUGAUUGCCCCUCUCAACUUGUCCCCAACUUCAUCACCCCUCUCUUCCAAAUCCUGUAGCCAUAAAUGUCUGGCUAAUGGCAUUUACAGGAGUGCAUCAGAGAAUUUAGAUGAGCUGUCUUCCUCCAGUAGCUGGUUACUUAACCAGAAGCACAGUAAGAAAAAGAGAAAAGACAGGACAAGAUUGAAAUCUUCAUCCUUGACUUUAAUGAGUACAUCAGCCCGAACAAGGCCACUUCAGAGUUUCCACAAACGAAAACUCUACAGAUUGAGCCCUGCUUUUUAUUGGACUCCACAGACUUUGCCUUCAAAAGAAACAACAUUUUUAAACACUACACAAAUGCCUUGCCUGGAAUCAGCUUCAACUUGGAGUAGCUAUGAACACAAUUCGGAGUCUUACCUAUUAAGAGAACAUGUAUCAGAGUUAGAUUCCUCUUUCCAUCCUGUUCUAUCAUUGCCAUCAGAUGUGCCUCUUCAUUUUCACUUUGAAGCACUGUUAAAAAAGACUGAAAUAAAAGGCAGUCUUGCUGAAAAUAAAUUUGUAGAUGAAUAUAUCAUAUCUCCAUCACCUGUACAUAGUACUUCUCUGAAUCAAUGGAGAAAUGGAUAUUCACCUAUAUGUAAGCCUCAAAUAAGGUCAGAAUCUUCUGCACAACUGUUACAGGGAAGAAAGAAAAGACAUUUGAGUGAAACAGCAUUAGGAGAAAGAACUAAACUUGAAGAAUCUGAUUUUCAACACACAGAAUCAGGAUCCCAUAGCAAUUUUACUGCUGUUUCCAAUGUCAACGUUUUAUCAAGAAUCCAGAAUUCAUCAUCACGAGUAGGUUUUUCUAAUACUGCACGACGGAGAUUGAGAAGUGAGAGCUCUUAUGACAUAGAUAACAUUGUGAUUCCCAUGUCAUUAGUAGCCCCAGCUAAAUUAGAGAAACUCCAAUAUAAGGAAAUACUUACUCCAAGCUGGAGGAUGGUUGGUCUUCAGCCUUUGGAUGAAUAUAAUUUAGGCAAAGAAGAGAUAGAAGAUCUUUCUGAUGACGUCUUCUCCCUAAGGCACAAAAAAUAUGAAGAGAGAGAGCAAGCCAGGUGGUCACUAUGGGAGCAAAGCAAGUGGCACAGAAGAAACAGCAGAGCUUACAGUAAAAAUGUUGAAGGACAGGACUUGCUUUUGAAAGAAUACCCUAAUAACUUUAGUAGCAGUCAGCAAUGUGCUGCUGCAAGUCCUCCUGAGCUUCCUUCAGAGAACCAGGAUCUGUGUGCAUAUGGCUUACCUUCUUUAAAUCAAAGUCAAGAAACCAAGUCUUUGUGGUGGGAACGACGGGCUUUUCCACUGAAGGGUGAAGACAUGGCAGCAUUAUGUCAAGAUGAAAAAAAGGAUCAGGUUGAAAGGUCAAGCACAGCUUUCCAUGGUGAAAUCUUCGGUACCAGUGUACCAGAGAAUGGCCACCAUCCAAAAAAGCAGUCAGAUGGAAUGGAAGAAUACAAAACCUUUGGUCUAGGACUUACUAAUGUUAAAAAAAAUAGGUGACAGGGAACAGGUUAAGAAAACUAUGUAAAUGUAGGAAAGAUGGGAGGAAAUAAAGCCUGUUCUGGAUCCCCCAUCCCCUCCAGAAUAAGAGCAUGUUCUGCAUGUAUUAAUCUUUUAUGCUGUUUAUGAAACAGGCAAGAUAAGUCUGUUUUUUCUUCUGGAACCACAAGGGUAACCAGAUUUUCAUCUACAGACAAGUGGUAGUCAUUUGUGUUUAUCAUGCAACUUACAAACACCAAGAUAUUAAUUGCUGCAACUUUAUGUCAAAUCACAUUACUGGGUAAUUUUUUAAAGACUAUGUACCCACACCAUACCAUACAUACAUACAUACAUACAUACAUAUAUGUAUAGAUAUUAAUUGCUGCAACUUUAUGUCAAAUCACAUUACUGGGUAAUUUUUUAAAGACUAUGUACCCACACCAUACCAUACAUACAUACAUACAUACAUACAUAUAUGUAUACAUACAUACAAACCUGUGUGCCAAGUGACAGCUUUUUUUUUAUAUACAUGGUAAUUCAUUAAAAUUGCCUUAGUAAUAUAUUAGAAUAUACAAAUAUGUGUGUAUAAAAUAAACAUACACACACACACACCCCUAUGUAGUUUUUAAAACACUGGCAAUGACCCACUCCCCUUGGAAAUGCAUGUAUGAACUACCCUAUGAAAUGUAAGCUGCAGAACAGAUAAAACACAGGUUUCCACUAAUAAAAGACAUCUGAACGUCUUGAAUA
This is a messenger RNA of Pongo pygmaeus (Bornean orangutan), 15842 nucleotides long. It is a transcript of the gene KANSL1L, whose product is annotated as KAT8 regulatory NSL complex subunit 1 like. The record is from RefSeq and is a predicted model, not a curated record. Bases 12135 to 15113 code for a protein of 992 amino acids. The transcript is spliced from 15 exons. Gene Ontology annotation, cellular component: NSL complex. Gene Ontology annotation, molecular function: histone acetyltransferase binding. NCBI's taxonomy places the organism in Eukaryota, Metazoa, Chordata, Mammalia, Primates, Hominidae.